AAGAUGCCUAUAUAAUAACACUCCUUCCUGCCCCACCCAUUUUCAUUCAGAAGUUCUCAUCAACCUUAUCAUUUCCCCAUUUAUACCUGAACUCCCAAGAUGAAGCUCUUCUCAGGUUUUGUCAUCGCCAUCCUCCUCCUAUUGCAGGCUCUUGCAGAGGCUUCAUCAAUUAACAAGGCCGCAAAUGCUCUUGCUACUGUUGAUGAAGGAAGCAAUGUGGUAGCUCUUGACAGUAAACAUCAUCCUCCUAAGCAAAUCAAUUGCAGUUCAGCAUGCUCGAAGAGAUGCAAGAAGGCAUCAAGAAAAAAGAGGUGCAGUCGGGCAUGCAAAAGUUGUUGCAUGAGAUGCCACUGUGUUCCACCUGGCACCUACGGCCACAAGAAUGCAUGCCCAUGUUAUGCACGCCUCAAAACUCAUGGGAACAAGCUCAAGUGCCCCUGACCAAAUUGCUACUAUAUAUACAUUUAUAUGGACAUUCAAAAUUUAUUUGAAUGAAGUUCUUCUAUUGCAUGUCAAAAGAAUAAAACCCAGAGCUAUAUAUGCUUUGAGUAUUAUUACUGUAUUAAUGUCGACGCCCAAUGACUCCAGCUCACUGAUGAUGAGUACAUUCUGUAUUGUUUCGUUUCAAUGACAGUACGUGUUUCCUUC
Messenger RNA from Alnus glutinosa, 648 nucleotides. RefSeq names its product gibberellin-regulated protein 9-like. The record is from RefSeq and is a predicted model, not a curated record. Lineage: Eukaryota; Viridiplantae; Streptophyta; Magnoliopsida; Fagales; Betulaceae. Bases 100 to 441 code for a protein of 113 amino acids. The transcript is spliced from 4 exons.